This is a messenger RNA of Callorhinchus milii (elephant shark), 4869 nucleotides long. RefSeq names its product zinc finger protein 507 (gene znf507). The transcript has 7 exons. Lineage: Eukaryota; Metazoa; Chordata; Chondrichthyes; Chimaeriformes; Callorhinchidae. Gene Ontology annotation, molecular function: RNA polymerase II transcription regulatory region sequence-specific DNA binding; DNA-binding transcription factor activity, RNA polymerase II-specific. Gene Ontology annotation, biological process: regulation of transcription by RNA polymerase II. The record is from RefSeq and is a predicted model, not a curated record. Gene Ontology annotation, cellular component: nucleus. The coding region runs from base 53 to 3301 and encodes 1082 amino acids.
GUGGCUCGUGGCCAUACUCGGGCCGAGCGGAGGAGCGCGAUCCUCAGGUAUAAUGCAAGCAUCUAGCAGUAUUGCCGUGUUAGUGCAACACAACAACUGCCAGGACAGUGUUCUUCUCUCAAAGGCUGUUGGAGAGUCUCAUCUACAAAACCAUGACUAUGAAACAAAAUACAAAUGUGAUGGACGUCUUCUGAAACAGCUAGCAGUUCCUUCGUUUGUAGAUAGCGAAGUGUCCGUUUCAAAAAUGGAGCGAUCAAAUUCGUUAAUUCAGGUGAUUGAAAAGUUGAGUAAGAUAGUGGAGAAAGGAAGAUCAAAACAGUGUUCUAUAGCUGGUCAAAAGAGACCAUACGUAAAUGCUUCUGUUGAUGGGAAAAGUGUUGAUGGGAUUGAACAUAGUGACAACUGUGAUACAACAGCCAAGAAAUCGGUGGACACAAGCAUGGAUGCACUGAACAACGAGCCGUCUGUUAACCAAGUGUACUUUAUAACAGAAAGUCUGCCUGAGAGUUGCAAAAGACUGGAUGUGAGACCUCCUAACUCUGCAGCAACAACACAAAUUUCAAAAAACUUCUGCUGUCUCCUCUGUGAGUUUGUUAGUCCAGAGAAAGCUGUGUAUUAUGAACAUUUACGUGGUCAUGGCAGCACAGAAAUCUAUACAUGCGAAAGCUGUAACUUUGCUACCACAAUAUCUAAAGACCUUGUAACUCACAAAGAUUUGCACAAGAAACUCACCCGGUACCAGUGCAAUUUGUGUAAGUUUAGUUCCCUGACUUUUCUACAAUUAAAGGAGCACUUUGAACAGCACGGCAAUUCAGAUGAAGUGGUGUUGAUGUGUUCUGAGUGUUGUUUCAUUUCCAAAAGGCAAGAGGAACUUGAAGCUCAUAUUUGGGUACAUCUUGAGGAAGCAGAGAUGCAGAGAAAACAGCUGCUGCCACAGAUACAGCAGCAAUUACGAUCAAAUGCCAUUGGCAGCAUAGAUAGCAAUGACCCAAAAUCCAGACAUGUUGGAUUGAGCAUUGAACCAGGCCCAAGAAAGUGGUAUACAUUUGACCAGCAUGGGAUGUAUAGGUGUUUGAUUUGCAGUUAUGCCUGUGAUCGCCAGCGAAUGUUAAAAACGCAUGCAUGGAAACAUGCUGGUGAAGUUGAUUGUUCAUAUCCAAUCUUUGAAGAGGAAUGUGAGUCUGCUGUCUCAGGACUCUCAACUACAGGCCACACAUCCCAUGAGGAUGAGCCAAUAAUUGUUCUUUCGCCAACAGACAAACCAGAGAAUGUACAUUGCGCCGGGCUUAAUCAAUUUCAGUUCUGUACUGUGGCUCCAGUUAUGAUAGCAGACUCGCUUGAUUGCAAAUCUUUCCCUUCUGAUGGUGCUGUAAAAGAUUCUGGCAUUGACAACUCAAAAGCACCCACCCUUACAGUUGAAGAAAUUCUAGUGGGAGAGCCUCUGUUAUUGGAUUGUGAACAGGAAAGUACAAUUUCCGAUAGCCUUCUUUCCUCUGCACAGAAAAUCAUUAACUGCAGUUCCAACAAGGCAGGGCACGUCAACGUUAUAGUGGAGCGUGUCCCGGGAGCUGGAGAUACUGUCCCAGAAAAACACUUUCUGAUCAAGCCAGAUAUUGAAGUUGAGAAGAGACUUAUCUCUGAAAAGUCUUGCAUGGUCUUUUACGAGGAUUCUGUCAAAACGUAUCAAGAAGAUGUCAGGGCAGCCAAAGUAGAAGCAGCUGUCCUGCAAUGGAAUGAUGAGGAAAAUAAUAACGAUGGCUUAAAAUCUGCUAACCUUGCCGCAGUCGAUGAAAACGUUCCACCGGUGCGAAGGAGAACCAAUUCUGAAUCUUUGCGGCUUCAUUCAUUGGCUGCUGAAGUUCUGGUUGCACUACCAACAAGAGCGCCCGAAUUAACUAGACCCAGCACAAGAAUUCCUGAGCCAGAUGCAGGGCAGAGGAAUUUGGAAGCUGGCACUUCUAUUCCACCAAGUCAGGGCUAUUCCGGGAAUGCAGCAAAUGUUGGCUUGGAACUUGAAAAGGCUAAAUCUGGCUUCUCGGAAGUACCAGUCAAAAUGGGCAUCAGCAUGUCCCUACUCACUGUAAUUGAAAAAUUGCGGGAACGAACUGAUCAAAAUGCCUCCGAUGAAGAUAUCCUAAAGGAAUUACAGGAUAAUGCUCAAUGUCAACCUUCAAGUGAUCUGAGUUCACCAGCAAAUAAUCUGGUGGAGUACAUCCCCAACACAGAACGGCCUUAUUGUUGUCGCUUGUGUCAUUAUAGCAGUAGCAACAAAGGAUACAUCAAGCAGCACUUAAGAGUGCACCGGCAGAGGCAGCCUUACCAGUGCCCUAUCUGUGACCACAUUGCCGCAGACAGCAAUGGGCUCGAGAGCCAUAUGAUUAACCACUGCAAGACCAGGAUGUACCAUUGCAAGCAAUGUAACGAAACCUUUUAUUACAAGAGUCAACUACGGAACCAUGAGCGUGAACAGCACAGUUUCUCCGACAUCUCAACAGCGGAAACAAAUGAUGAAAAUGCUGAUGGAACGAGAGGAAGUGAAUCCAGGAGCACACAAGAGGGAAUACUAUUAACAGGUCAGAAAUUGUACAAAUGUGAUGUCUGUGACUACACUAGUUCGACAUAUGUUGGUGUAAGAAACCACCGGAGAAUCCACAGUUCUGAUAAACCUUACAGAUGCAGUAACUGUGACUUUGCCACGACAAAUAUGAACAGCUUAAAGUGUCACAUGAGGCGUCACCCACAGGAACAGCAAGCAGUUCAGCUUCUGGAUCAAUACAGGUGCUCUCUAUGUGGUUAUGUGUGUAGCCAUCCUCCAUCUUUGAAGUCCCAUAUGUGGAAACAUGCAAGUGACCAAAAUUAUAAUUAUGAACAGGUGAAUAAGGCCAUAAAUGAAGCCAUUUCCCAAAGCAGCAGGUAUCAGGAGCCUCAAAGGAAAUCUGUAGUUGAGGAUGUUGAAGAAACGGCUUCUCCGCCACCUGUUCUUCCUCUUUCUCAAAGUUCUGAGAAACUUGUGUCAACUCCAGAAACAGUAGGCCACAUUACUGAUGAAGCUAAAAGCCUUGAAAAAUUUCAAAUCUUAAACCCAGAUAGAAAUGUUUCCAAUUCAUCAGGAAAAAGUGGAAGCCAGGCUCGAGCUGGCAUAGAGUACUGUGUCUUACUAUUCUGUUGCUGUAUAUGUGGAUUUGAAUCCACCAGUAAGGAGCUAUUGAUGGAUCACAUGAAAGAACAUGAGGGUGAGAUCAUUAACAUCAUUUUGAACAAGGAGCAUUGCUCCCAGACUGAGCAAUGCAGUACUGAUUAGAUCCAGCCUGCAAAGUAUAAUUUCAGAGUACAGUGUCUUGUUUUUGUGGAUAGUAAUAAACCACAGCUUGAAAAAGUGAAUAUCAACGGUUCAAAAAAAUUGACAGAACAAAUUUAAUUUAUUUAGCUGUUCUUUUAUUAUUGUUGCCAACAUUACACUAGUGAGGAUUUACCACAAGUAACAAUUUACCAAUACAUGACCAGAAGAAAUUAAGUCUCAUUAAUUAUUUUAGUUUUUAUUUCCUUCCUGUGGCUCUAAAUAUUAGUUUUGGGUAGGGAUGAUGUGUGUGUUUAUUUUUCUAUUUAUGCAUGUAGUUUUCUGCUGUUACCAGGAACAAGCUGUUACACGACAGUAAAGAAUACAGUACAGCUCAGGGUGCUAUUUUAUAAACUUGUCACUGAGCAUACUCAUUCAAACACAAGGAAAAGAGGCGAAUGUUGACUUGAAGGUCUGUCCUUGUUAAAUGGCAGCAUAAAUUUAGAAUUUGAACAAAGGCAAUCUUCAGAGCUUUGGGUGGUACUGCAAAUAUCCAAGGGAUUCUAUUCUAAAUCGACAAUGAUUAUUUUUUCACUUAUACCUUGGGUAGCAGACUCAUUAUCAACUGAUGAUAAUAUGCUUUAUCACAAAGAAAGGGGAGUGUAACACAUCCCUUACUUACUGAAAGCACACUUUUUAUAUUGUACAUAAAAGAUGAGCUUGUACUUGUUCUCUGGAACUUGAUUCUCGUACUGUUUUGUGAAUACCUUUAUUUCCUAAACAUUAUUGUUAGAAAUUAUAGAUGUACAAACUUCACACAUUUCAAAUCGGUGCAAAAGGAAAUUGAAAAUCUGUCCUUGUUCCAGCUGUAUUGUAGACUGACAUUUAGAAUUUUAUUUAAGGAGAUUGCACAUUUACUGUAACUUUUAUUUAAUAUCUAUUUUGAAGAUCUGGGAACAACCACAGAAGAGCUUUGAUGCUUCUCGUUGAAGAUCUCUAGGUGCCAACAUGUAAAGGGAGUAUAUACAUUUACAGUUGUGUAAUAAUAAUAUUUAUUAGCUAGUGAUUGAACACACAAAUGUAAUAAUCAUAAUAUUUAUUAUUAUUGUUUCAUUUGUGCAUUCAAUCACCAGUUAAUAAUUCACUAAAAGAUUAAUAACUAUAGAAGCAUCUGGUCCUUCAUAGAUUUAUCCUGGGCUUGGUGAUAGUAUGGUAUCUCGCAUCAAGAGAAUAUUGUUAGCAAGUUGAUUUAAUGGAAAUUAAAUAAAUCCAGCCUUAUGAAUUUAAAGGAGUUAUUUAAAACACGUCCUUUAUUAAAACUUGACUGAAAAGCUCAAAAUCUUGAAUAUAAAAUGUUGAUUUGUUGGUUAAAUGCUUUCCCCUUAUUUUUAUAUGGACUGCUGCACUGAAUGACCUGAUGAGUUAGAAAGGAGAGCUCCCCCAAAAUAUCUAGUCUUAAUUUAAAAGGCUAUUUUGUUUUAAGAUUUUAAGAUUAUGUACAAACUGUUUCUUAUUACUCUCUACCCAACCUGCGCUCCGCACCUCCUGAUCCCAGCCCUCGGCUCGGGUCCAAAUCCCUGACUAUCCGGUGC